Misgurnus anguillicaudatus (oriental weatherfish) is the source of this 1769-nucleotide messenger RNA. It is a transcript of the gene tgfa, whose product is annotated as transforming growth factor, alpha. Gene Ontology annotation, biological process: epidermal growth factor receptor signaling pathway; positive regulation of cell population proliferation; positive regulation of mitotic nuclear division. Gene Ontology annotation, molecular function: growth factor activity; epidermal growth factor receptor binding. The record is from RefSeq and is a predicted model, not a curated record. NCBI's taxonomy places the organism in Eukaryota, Metazoa, Chordata, Actinopteri, Cypriniformes, Cobitidae.
GGCUGCAUGAAGUCGAACUCACCUAAAGAUGACAGGGCAGGGGUGUGGAGGGGACCUAGAUACGUUAGAGUGGUUUCUAAAACAUUACUGUAGUCAUCAGUGUCGCUUGCUUGCUUGUCUGUUUAUCGUUAGCUUAAGCAAAGUUACAAAAUUACAAGUAAACAAAACAUUAUAGCUGUAUUUUAAGACUGUGGUAAGGAGGAGCGCACCGUUGGUCAACUUGACGUCAAGUUUAAAAUACCUGGAUCCACGCGUGGCGUCUUGUGUCGAGCAGACAAUGAAACUACGACGAAAAAUACAAACAUUUUAACCAUGGAAGUCAGAUUUCUUACAAACGCAACGGACUACUAACUGUUAGGGAUUUCGGUUACUCGAGAAUACUGGCGUGCCUUCAUCUAUGUUGACCAAGAGAAAUUAGUUAUUAUUAAAUUAAUAUAAGAGUCGCUACGAAUCCCUGACCAAGAAGUCACAGAAAAGCCUUAUAAUGAUGUAUCGUGCUUUUUGGGAUACAAUAUUCAUUCUCACCGGCUCUCUUUUUACAUAUGGGCAGGUGCAAGAAAAUUCUACCUCAACUACAACCAUUGCAACCACCACCACAACAACAACAACCAUCACAACCACAUCAAGCACCACAAGCACCACGACGACUACAUCUACCACUACACGUGUCAGAAAGUUUAUAGCAGCUGCAGUUCACUCUCACUUUGAUGACUGCCCCGACUCCCACAGCCAGUUCUGUUUCCACGGCACGUGCCGCUUUCUCAUCCUGGAGGAAACGCCUGCUUGUGUUUGUCACCCUGGCUUCAUGGGUAUGCGCUGUGAACAUGCAGACCUCUUGGCAGUGGUGGCGUCCAAUCACAGGCAGCAGACUGUGGCUACCAUGCUGGUGAUGUGUGUGGUGGGCAGCGUACUGCUAAUGCUACUCUGCACUUUACUAAAUUGUUGGUGGAGACGUGGAGGUUGUGGGCGAUGUAACACCAUCUGGUGUUGGUCGGAGAAGCCUAGUAGUAUUCUGACGGGCGGGACGCCCUGCUGUCACGCAGAAACGGGAAAUGUUCCUUACACAGAAGUGGUUUGACGUGUUUUCUGGAGCCCAGACAUUUGCUUGAAAAGCUUCAUAAGAAAUCUUUCCCUGAUAUGUUCCACCUUACCACUCGACAAGACCGUGGCGGCUUUUUCAAGGUACAGACUCACUCAAUAUUGAGAGCAUUUCAGUUUGGGCAAUGGGAAAACGCAAAGCAAAAAUUGAACUUUUGCAAUGCAAAACGUUUUUUUUGGACAACAGCAAUUACAAGAACUUAACAAAGAUGUGACUCAAAAUCUGAGGACUCUUGACAGAAGAACUCAGAAAAAGCAACUUGGAACUCAAUUACAUGUCUGGAUGAUUUUUAAUCCUAAUGGAGUGACCAGAAUCAGAAUUCAUUCAGUAUACAUUAAUAUAAAGACAAGCUGAUAUAUAUACAAGAUCAGCUGAUUCAGAAGUGAAACUAUGAGAGGUUUUAAAGAAAUCAUUCUUACUAACAGAGCUAAACCCUUAAUAUUCUCCCAAUUUUUGUUUUUUUUAAAUACCACAAUUGUAUAUGAAAUCACUCUUGUGUGUAACAUGGUGUAACGGGAUGUAAAAUGCACUAAAACUUAGUUUAAGAUGUAGAUUUUAAUAUCACAUUUUAUCACAUGCCAUGGUUAAAGAAUGGGAGAUUAAAGGGAAACUCCACUUUUUUUGAAAAUAUUGUCAUUUUCUAGCUCCCCUAGAGUUAAACAUUUGAUUC